Messenger RNA from Gossypium arboreum, 1302 nucleotides. RefSeq lists its product as uncharacterized. The record is from RefSeq and is a predicted model, not a curated record. The coding region runs from base 115 to 1116 and encodes 333 amino acids. The transcript has 7 exons. Lineage: Eukaryota; Viridiplantae; Streptophyta; Magnoliopsida; Malvales; Malvaceae.
UUAAAUUAAGAACCUCGAAUUAUGUAAUUUAACAUCAAAAAAAGAAAAAGUGAACAUCGAUACAGCAUGGGAAGAUAAAGCUUGAGCCUUCGAACUUGAAGAAGUAUUAUUAGCAUGUGCAAUUGCGUCCCUUUGAUCCCCUUUCCCUCCUCCAUUGUCAAAAUUAGAAAUCCAUUGCUCAAAAAUCCACAAGUUUCAGAUACCCAUUUCCCAAUUAUCACCAAUAAUGGCCGAUUACAGUUCCUUGGAUGCUGUAUGAGAGCUACCCCAUCUUCAAGUUCAAGCGUAGAGGGAGAUGGAUAUGGGCAGUUGGAGUUUGACGAUGAUGAAUUGGAGCUCAAACGACGUCGUACCGAUGCUACCUUGGAGAAAAUUAGUGACAAGGAGUUGAAGGGGAAGAAGGGCAACAAGAAUGGGGAUAAAUUGGUUAGCAGGAAGCAACUGAUGAAGAGAUCAAAUAUGGUGGCCAAGCAAGUGAUAAGCAUCCAAUCUGCUCAAACCUUAGGCUUUGUGUCUCAAUUAUGGGUGGAUACUACUGCAUGGUUAGUGUUGGCUAUGGAGGUAAGGCCAAGCUUGCUUGCUGGGCAAUCAGAAAGGAUUCUUCUACAAGACAUCAACAAGGUUGGUGAUGUUGUCCUUGUUGAAGAUGAGAGAGUGAUGGAUAAUGACUUUAAGAUGGUUAGACUCGAGACUCUGGUAGGAUACCGAGUUGUAACACCAAGAUAUCGAAACAUCGGGAAGGUUCGGGGCUAUACUUUCAACAUUAAUUCAGGGGCUGUUGAAUCUCUUGAGCUCGAUUCUUUUGGGAUAUCCAUCAUUCCAUCAAGUUUGGUGAGCACUUAUGCUUUGCUUGUCGAGGAUGUGCUUGAAGUUAUAGCUGACAGAGUAGUCGUUCACGAAGCUGCAGCCUCACGCUUACAGAGGUUGACAAAGGGUUUUUGGGAUGCCCAAAGUUUGGAAGUGUCCUUAGAAGAACACAUAGAAUAUGGUGGUGAUGAAGGGUCGGAGGGAUUUCGUGAUGGUCGGAGAAGUAGGCGACGUUCCCGUGGCCGUAAACCACGUUCGAAGUCAAGGGAAGCAGAUGAUGAUUGGGAACUUCCAAUAGAUUAUUUUUGAAUUUGUUAAGGUAUCCAUGCUUUCUUCCAUAGAUAGAUGUGUAUCAAUUGUAAUCACUAUAAGAAGAUCAUCAAUAAGAAAAACUAAUUUCUUAGUGAAGUUAAAUUAGAAUAGAUUUGUAUUAUUUACUUCUAAUCAUUCUAUUACUACUAAUACACAAAACUCUUGAAAUCUGAAUUUCAAUAA